Molecule: messenger RNA, 1906 nt
Organism: Paramacrobiotus metropolitanus
Lineage: Eukaryota; Metazoa; Tardigrada; Eutardigrada; Parachela; Macrobiotidae
Product: solute carrier family 25 member 36-A-like
Exons: 9
Coding region: 407-1450 (347 amino acids)
Biological process (GO): pyrimidine nucleotide import into mitochondrion
Cellular component (GO): mitochondrion
Molecular function (GO): pyrimidine nucleotide transmembrane transporter activity
Source: RefSeq, a predicted model, not a curated record
CGAUCGCGAUCUUAUUCGAUACUUUUUACAACCUGCCGCAUCAGUCGCACACACUUUCGGCACGUGUUCGCUGUAGUACGACUCACGAGAAGAUUGCAGUUAGGUUAGAAAGUAAAAACGGUUUGAUAAUCAUUUACUGGUUUUAAUUUGUGUACAUAAAUCCGGACUAUUUAGAGUUCAUGGUGAUGAAUUAAGCUGUGCCACAGGACGACCGUGAACUUCCUGUGUAAUUUGGUAAAUGGUAAAAAACUUUCUCUAUGCAAUCUGGAGCAUUUCACUGCGAUGCACUUGUGGGUUUGUGCUGCCUACUACACAGUCUGCGACUCUACGCUGAAUUUUUUACGCUGCUGCCAGUUGCUUUCCUGCAUCCGCUGAAUCUGAUAUAUCAUCCAUUCACACUCCAUCCAUGGAUAACCGUGAUGCGGACCAUGAUACAUUAGCAUACACGCUAGUUCAUCUUGUGGCAGGAGGCGCUGGAGGAACUGCUGGAGCUAUCGUUACCUGUCCGCUGGAGGUCGUCAAAACCCGUUUGCAGUCGUCUGUGGCCACUUUCCAAUUCCAGAAGCAAGCAACACACUCGUAUGUUCCUCAUCCAGUAGCACAGACGUGUUUUUCCUCCUUUAGUCACUCAACGGCCGAUGUUUCUGUUGCGCAUCAUCCUUCCAGAACCCUGCGGAGUUUCUUCGCCAAUAUGACGAUCUAUCGGUGUUUACGGUACAUUCUGGAAACGGAAGGCGUGCGCGGACUCUUCAAGGGGCUGGGCCCCACGGUGGUAGGGGUCGCCCCCUCACGUGCUAUUUACUUCUCAGCAUACUCAGCCUCCAAAUCCUUCUACAACGACUAUCUGCCGCCCAACAGUCCGCUGGUGCAUAUUUGUUCAGCUGGAUCUGCAGGUAUCGCAGCGUGUACGGUUACCAAUCCUGUAUGGUUUGUCAAGACGCGCUUGCAGCUCGAUCAGCGUAAGGACGGAGGAUUAACCGCUUUACGAUGUGUUAAGCAGAUCUACUCACAGACUGGCAUACUGGGAUUUUACAAAGGAAUAUCUGCGUCGUAUGUCGGUGUGUCGGAGACCAUUAUUCAUUUUGUGAUAUAUGAAUCCAUCAAAGAGCGGAUUUUGGCCAGAAAUCUUCGCGUUGCUUAUCAGGAGCGUACCACCGAUGAUUUCCUCAGGUUUAUGGGGGCAGCUGCCACUAGCAAGACAAUCGCUACCACCCUUGCUUAUCCACAUGAAGUGGCAAGAACGCGACUAAGACAAGAAGGGACGAAGUACAGAAAAUUUUGGCAGACGUUAUCAACAGUUGUGAAGGAAGAAGGUUAUCGCGGCCUUUAUCGGGGACUCACCACACAUCUAAUACGGCAGAUACCAAACACAGCCGUUACGAUGGUUGUAUAUGAAACGGUAGUGUAUCUGCUAUCCCGUUCGAAGAUUGAUCCAGCGCAGGAAGACUAAUGUACUAUAGUUUAAGAAUGUUCUCAUGUGGCAAAGAGGAUCUUCUCCGGGAAACACGAGCGAAUCUGUGAUUCGGUCCCAAUGCAACAGACCACGGUAUCUUUCGAUCGUGGCUGCCAACAGUCAAUCCUGGCACAACUGCAUUUUAUUAGAACUUCCGGUUUUAACUGUUCAUUUAUGUGUGAUACAAAUUUUAAUUGGACAUUUUUAGGCUGGGCAGUGACGGCAGAUGUGUGCUGUACAUGCGCUCGAUGAGUGUACAUAGAUUAGUUUGAUCGGGUUUGUUAUUUCUUCCUCGCUGAAUACAUGGUUGUUAUUCCUUGUGUGCGUUUAACCUCAACCCGCUGUGUCAAAACACACCCACUUUGAGGAUUUUGUGCCUUUAUAUCUUUUAUCAUUAUAUGUUUGCUCAAAUGGUAUUUUUGAAUUGGACAUGAAAAUGGAAUCUGAAUAAAA